Molecule: messenger RNA, 2448 nt
Organism: Nothoprocta perdicaria
Lineage: Eukaryota; Metazoa; Chordata; Aves; Tinamiformes; Tinamidae
Gene: GMNC
Product: geminin coiled-coil domain containing
Exons: 5
Coding region: 1-1056 (351 amino acids)
Biological process (GO): negative regulation of cell cycle; negative regulation of DNA replication
Cellular component (GO): nucleus
Source: RefSeq, a predicted model, not a curated record
AUGGUAAGUGCUAUUUGCAUUUCUCUCGACCUGCAGGCAGGAAAGGAGAAGGUGGUGCCUUUGCCCCGGGGCUGUGCAAGCAGCGCGCCCUGCCCGCAGCCGGACUUCGCCUGCCCCUGGCCCGCCCCCGCCGGCGUCUCCACGGAGAGCAGCGCCGCCGAGCAGGGCCCGGGCCCGCGCGGCCCGGCCCGCGCCCCGCAGCGAGCGGCGUGGCGGGGCGCGCAGCUGUCCUGCCAGCUCCACCGCAACAAGCAGAGUCAACAUCUAUUCAUCAAUAUCUCUAUUCCGCAGCUUCAAGAUACUUUGCUUCAGAAGGAAGAGGAACUUGCUAGGUUACACGAGGAAAACAACAACCUCCGCCAGUACCUGAAUUCUGCCCUCAUUAAAUGCUUAGAAGAAAAAGCCAAGAAACUGCUGUCCUGCCAUAACCAGAAAAACUGUACUGUUCUCAAAAACACCAAAAGGAGAUUAAAAGAUGACCACUGCUUUGCUCCUCAGGAAAGUCCACAUGCCUCCAAAGCUAGAAGGAAUCUCUUUAAUGAGUUCACUGCCUGUGAAGAACAAGCCAGUCCUACCGUGGACAGCUGGGUCUUGCAGACUUUAGGAUUAAAAGACAUCAACACUAUUGAUGAAUCCUUGUCAGCUAACUACAGUGCCUUGUCCUCAGACUUUGGAAAAGACACGUACUGCCUGAGCCCCAGUGAAGCCAGAGACUAUGACCACAGUGAGGGUGCAGCAGCAGUUUACAGCUGUGGCCAGAUGCCUCCAGCCAACAGCAGUGCCCAUUCGUGCAGUGAGGGCUCUCCCUUCAUUCCUCAGCUCUCUUCAGCACCAUGCGUCUCCUCACCAGUGCCAAGCCUCUCCUCCUUCCCAGCUUAUGGGUUGCCUUAUCUGACUAGUGACUUGUCACCUAACAAAACUGAGGUGGCCUUCACAACCUCCCUGAGUCCUCACCGCAACGUGAGGACACACAGCUUCCACCAAGGACAAGCCUUUGUGCGCAGAGAUGAUGAUGGAGGAUGGAGAUUCACCUGGGUGCCCAAGCAGGCUGAAUAAAGCACCUGCCUCAGGGGCCACCUGUAGGGAAAACAGAAGACAGUUCAUCUUGUCCUUGAGACCAGUUCAGGCAACAGAAAAGAUUUCCCUUUUGGGCUCUGUUAGAACAAUAUUCUUACCCACUCAGUCCUCACUCCCUCUUAGGUUUUAUGGGAGGGGCUCCAGAUUGCACUUGGAUUGCACAGAUAAACAUCUAUCCCAAGCCAGAUGUACAAAUGGGAUCUAUUUCUCAUGUUUCUAUGAUGAAACAUCUACUUUUAUUUGCUUCAUUUCUUUUUUCCUAUCACCAGCCAUUCCUUGCCAACAGGUAUGGGACUGCUUUCAGCACCAUAAAUCACUUCCACAUGAACCAAAUUAGAAGGGAUUUAGGGAAUAUAAUGUGGAAGUUUCACCUCUAUCACAGAUGCCCAUGGAUAACAAAGAAGGCAUAGGUCAGUGGAUGAGGAUCAACAGUUCCUAUGUGACCCAGGCCUCUCUUGGCUACAUAGAUUGCCUUGGAUUAAGGCACCCACGGUAUUGUUAAUGGGCUACACCAGACUGACCUGCCUGCAGUCACGUGGAGCUAUUGUUUUUCGACAAUGCCUCAAAAUAAACAGGAUUUGCUUCUAUUGCCUGGAGGCUACUUAGUUACAAGUGAUUCAGCAAGUUUAGUGAUUUUUUUUUUUCUGCUGAGAUUAAAAGACUAAUGUGUUUACUGCAUUAUGUUUUAAAGGUAUUUUAACCUUCAGGUAAAGGGAGUUUAGAAAGUUUGAGCCCUGUUUCUCACCCAUUCUAGCUAUAUUAUAGGAACUAGACCCAGAGAUUCUGAAUAAUGACACUGCCAUCACCAGCCAAGGCCCUGGCCCAAUAUAUGAGUUACAGGAAUUCACUCCUGGGUGGAUGUACUAUGUACACAUCUCUCCUGCUUAGGAUUCAUUCCCUUCACCUGUCUUCCAUGUUUGCUUGCCUGAUGUUGGAAGCCCUUAUAAGAGAGUUACUCAUGGCUAUACAAGCAGUUCCUGUGGCUGCACUGGGGCUUUUUCCAUCAUCAAGAGCUGCACACAUGAAACCGAACAUUUACUUCCCAGGGAACAACUUCUUGACCUUUUCAUCAUGAUCUCUGGAGAUCCAUCAGUCCAUUAUCCCUGACCUGUGCUCCAGACAUUCAUGAUAAUAUAAACAGGUCAGAGCUGCUUCCCAUUUUCUUCCCUCCACGUUUCCUAUUUUUCCUGGUUUGGGAGGCAGUAUCACAGAGUGGUUAGCGUGGUUGAUUGGGAACCAUAGCUCUAAACACUAGCUCUUGUCUUGCCCUAUCCCUGUGAGGCAGUGCUAUCUCGAAACCAAGAUCGUCACUGUGUCAAGAAUGCUUUAAAAUCUCUGCUCUAGCACUGUGCAGAGCUCUUCGUAACACUA